AUGGAGGAGCAGAUUCCGGAUAGAGCAUUCCCGGCCUUGGAGAAGUAUGAUGGCUCGGGGGAUCCGGAGGAGCAUUUGAGGUCUUUUGUUGAUGCGAUGACCAUUUACUCCCCCAGGGAAAAUGUGUGGUGCAGAGUUUUAUCUUUGUCAAUAAAAGGAGAAGCUUUGGCCUGGUUCCACUCGUUAAGACCCCGAACCAUUAAUAGUUUUGCCACCUUGAGGGAUAUGUUUGAACGGCAGUUUUCGGCGGGUAGAACGCGAAAUCUGACGUAUCUAGAGUUGACUAACAUAAAGCAGGAGAAGGGAGAGAGUCUUAGGGAUUUCAUGGACAGGUUCAACAGAAUCGCUCGGCAAGUAAGGGGGGUAGGCAAGAAGUUUACCAUUAGUACUUUGGCUACUGCGCUGAGACCUUCCCCGUUUGCUGAUAACUUGUUCGCGGAACCCCCAUUAAACCUGGACGAGUUGCAAGAGAGGGCCGCUCGGGCAAGGGUGCUGGAGGAAGACCUGAGUGCAUAUUUAUUAAAGGUAAGACCUUCCCGGUCAUCACCUAAAGUAGAUGGAACUAAGCAUUGCACCUAUCAUCUGAACAUAGGGCAUAACACAGAGGACUGCACGGUGUUGAAGGAUAAGGUGGAAGAAUUGAUCCAGGCGGGUCAUCUGAAGAGGUUUGUCAGGGAGGAACGAAAGACGAGAAGUCCACCCAGAAGGACUAGGGUGGAAAGAAGUGACAGGAGAGAGGACAGGCGUCCCGACCGCAGGAGGAGUAGAAGUCACAGUCAUGACCGAUCACUGCGAGGAACGAUAAACACCAUCUCGGGUGGAUUUGCGGGAGGGUCGUCGGCGUCCGCAAGGAAGAGAAACCUGAGGGAGCUUAAAAGCGUCCACAGAGUAGAUGUGAGAAAGCGUUCUAUGCCGCCCAUCACGUUUACAGAUGAGGAUUUCCACGCUUCCGAUCCAAAUGAGGAUGACCCGAUGGUGAUAACGGCAGUUAUUGCCCGAUAUAGUGUGGGAAAGGUGUUGGUGGACCAGGGCAGCUCUGUCAACAUUCUGUACUGGAAGACAUUCCAACAGAUGGACAUAUUUGAAGAUUUGAUCGCCCCUUACAACGAACAGAUAGUAGGGUUCUCGGGGGAGAGAGUAGACACCAGAGGAUAUGUGGAUCUCAGAACGUGCCUAGGAACCGAACGGAGCAAGGAGGUGAAAACCAGGUUCUUGCUGGUGGAUGCGAGCACCUCUUACAAUGUGCUGUUGGGACGACCAUGUUUGAACGCGUUCGGGGAAAUUGUUUCCAUACCCCACCUCACGCUUAAGUUUCCAUUGGAUAAUGGAAAUAUCUGUACCGUUCGGUCCGAUCAGAGGAUCGCACGGGAGUGUUACAUGGCGAGGUUAAAGGUGCAACCAUCAUCAUCAGAUCCACCCGCCUGGCAAAGGAGGAGACGAUCGGAAGUAGCUAUGGCAGACUUGGAUCCAAGGACGAAUACUGACGAUCGGAUAGAACCGAUGGGAGAGACCAAGCCCUUUGGCCUCGGGCAGAGGGAAAAGCAAGUUACCACCAUCGGGAGUGAGUUGGAGGAGGAUCAAGCCAGAUUAAUUGGCACUUUGUUAAAGAAGAACCAAGACUUAUUUGCUUGGACUGCAGCUGAUAUGCCGGAAUCCAUCCAAGGGUUAUGUCACACAAGCUGA
Messenger RNA from Vigna angularis (adzuki bean), 1683 nucleotides. RefSeq lists its product as uncharacterized. The record is from RefSeq and is a predicted model, not a curated record. The transcript has 2 exons. NCBI's taxonomy places the organism in Eukaryota, Viridiplantae, Streptophyta, Magnoliopsida, Fabales, Fabaceae. The coding region runs from base 1 to 1683 and encodes 560 amino acids.